Molecule: messenger RNA, 296 nt
Organism: Nannospalax galili (Upper Galilee mountains blind mole rat)
Lineage: Eukaryota; Metazoa; Chordata; Mammalia; Rodentia; Spalacidae
Product: glutathione peroxidase 7
Exons: 1
Biological process (GO): response to oxidative stress
Molecular function (GO): glutathione peroxidase activity
Source: RefSeq, a predicted model, not a curated record
GUAUCCCUGGUGGUGAAUGUGGCUAGCGAAUGUGGCUUCACAGACCAGAACUAUCGAGCCUUACAGCAGCUGCAGCGGGACCUGGGUCCCUACCAUUUCAAUGUGCUUGCCUUCCCCUGCAACCAGUUUGGCCAACAGGAACCAGACAGCAACAGGGAGAUCGAGAGCUUUGUCCGCCGCACCUACAGUGUCUCUUUCCCCAUGUUUAGCAAGGUCGCAGUCAUUGGCACUGGUGCCCAUCCUGCCUUCAAAUACCUGACCCGUGAGUCCUAGCCCUUCUUCCCCUCAACUACCCU